CUUCUGCCACCAUCACCUUUGUCCAUUCUUGGUCCAUUUGAGCCGUGUUCGAGCCUCGUUCUGUUAUAGCAGCGCUAUCUGGGGACACAUCAACUGGACGCAAUGGCCUUUGACCUCUCUGCUCUGUUAACGGCAUCGAAAGGGCUCACUUCACAUUUGUCAAGACCGGAACUUCCUUCAGUCAACCUCUCGCUAGACCAGAUAGAAGCCCAGUCUCGCAGGCUCGUUUCACGACAACCAGAGAGCUCGAGUGAUGCUGAUCGCGCAAAUUAUCUCCUUGCACAAGCACGCGUAGAUGCCUCAGCCUUGUCAAGUUCCAUAGCGCAUCUCAAUGCCUCAACCACUUUUUCACCUUUGCAGCCACUUCAAGACACAGAUGUAGCGGGCUAUCUGCGCCACGCACAUGAACAGACAUUGAUUUCCACUAUCGAGGAAGGACGACGGGAAACGCAGGAGGAUUUCUAUCGUAUGCUUGAAGAACGGACAAGGAAAGACUGGGAAGCCAAAAAAAAACGCGUCUUUGAGGAGCUCGGAGGACGCGUUAAUGUUGAAAAUAAGGCCGUCAUCGAGCUAAAAAAGAGCUUCCAUGGGAAGAAUAGUCUCAUUUCGAGCUCGACACCAAGCGUCACGCUGCAAAUGCAAAACAGGAUGAUGGCCUAUGACCGUGUUGUUAUCGAUCUCAACGCUACCCGUUUGCGCGGCGUUUCAUUCCCAAUCGUUCACUCCUUCAUGGACGUAGCAAAUUCUUUAAACGACCCCCGUUCCGCACAAAUGGCCCAAACAUUCCAAACCUUGGCGAAAAUAACUGCUGAGCCACCUGCGCUGCCUCCGGUUGAACAUGCAAGCGCUCAUAUCCUUAAUGCCCCCUUAUUUGAACGGAAAUAUGCAAGAGCGUAUCUAGGGGAUCCAGAGUCUCGAGAUGCCAUUGCUCUUCGACGACAAAUCACAAAAGGAGCACGAGAAUCCCUAGAGUUGCAAUAUUGGGAUGUCAUGGAUCGGACAGUGCAGUCGCGGCCUACAGAGGCACUCUUGGGCGGCGACCCUAGUAUAUCAAACAAAGUGCGCGCUUUCUUAUUUGUCCGAUACUACAAGAAUGGAGAAUGGGAAGAUCGGAUUGAGCUUGUGGCUGGGCAACCAUUGUGGGCGCGAUUAUUUUACCUUGUUCGAACGGGCCAUUUGGAUGAGGCGUUAGACGAGGCUGUACAGUUCCAGCAAGCCAUUGAAAGACGUGAAGUGAGUUUCGUCAGUCACUUCAGGACAUGGGUUGAGUCACCAGACCGGAGACUUCCUAAAGCUCACCGAGAUCAUCUGCAAUCCGUGUUUAAUGCUCACAUGUUGCACUCAGCUGCAACGGAUCCGUUCAAACUUGCGCUUUACAAACUCAUGGGCAAAUUAGAACCGACGCGGCGGAGUGUUCCCCACGUUACCACAACGACGGAGGACUGGUUGUGGUUCCAGCUUGCCAUGAUUGAGGAGGAGGAAGACGGUGGAUUGCGCGGAUUCGCUGAGGUGAUACUUGGAUAUGGUGAGAGACAAUUCGAUGGCAGUUCGAGGAAGGGAGUCUGGGCGAGUGUCCUCGUUAUGUGUGGACAGUUUGAGCGGGCUGUUGCGGCUCUUUGGGAGGACCAGGAAACGGAGAUUGAAGCAGUCCACCUUGCUAUUGCCUUCGCCUACCAUGGCCUCCUCCGGGUGCCCCCCCGCGCAGAAACCUCUGAAAUGACUCCAUUAUCGUUACCUCCUUCGUCCCCUCCUGCUUUGAGCAUCUCUACAAUAAUAUGGCGCUAUAUGAGGCAGUUCGUCAAAAUGGAUGCCAAGGAAGCACUGCAGUAUGUAUAUUGUGUGUGCUUAACCGCGGACCAAGGCGAAAUUGGAAAGGAGCAGAUGGAGAACGCCUGGGAACUUGUACGGCGUAUAAUCGUCCUUUGCAACAGCGGUCCUGGUUGGGAGGAGCUUGUUGGAGGCUUCAGACCCGACGGUUCAAGAUUCAAUGGUGUCAUUGAGCAAGGAGCGAGCUUGUUGAAACUAGACGAUCUUCGGCAGUACAACGAACAGAUCCUAAUUCGUGCCGCCAAAAACUCGGAAGAAAAUGAUCGGAUAUCUGAAGCUAUAAAGCUGUACAAUUUGGCAGGGGAUUACUCUACGGUUAUGUCGUGUCUUGCCCAGGCUUUGGGUAGUACGAUCGCACGCCCAAGUCCCGAUGAGAAGGCGCGUACCAUUGAGAGGACGGCAGCUGACAUUGUGCGGCAUUAUGAGCGGACAAACAGAGCUGCUGGGAAAGAUAAGGAUGCGGUAAUACGGCUGCUGAAGAUCCGGGAGGCUGUCGACGCUAAGCAUGCUGGUCGGCCCGAGACCGCGCUUCAAUGCAUGGAGACAACGGACCUUAUUCCGUUAGAUGGAGACGUGGCAAAAAUUACACGUAGGGCCGAAGAAUUCAAGGAGUUGCAUGACUCUUUACAACGAAAUCUGCCGACGUACAUUACCCUAACAAUGGAUGCUCUCGCUGGUAUUCAUCAAAAGGUCAAGGGGUCCCUCGUUCCCGAUGCUACGAGGCAUAUGACCCUGACUGCUGUGAGAAAGAAAUCCAGAUCGUUGAUGGUCUUCGCUGGGAUGCUCAAAUAUCGGAUGUCCCCGGACGUAUACUCCUACCUGGCGAGACUGGACGUCGAAAUUGCACUGUGAUCUACUUAUUGCUGUAAUACAUAUACCUUUUAUGUUCCUUUCCACUGAUUAUGACGAUGUGCGAAAAUAGACUAUGAAGAAUGCAUAACCGUCGCCGCCCUAUCUCCAAACCAAACCAAUCUACCUAAGCAACUUAAAUUUCGUAGGUGAAAUAUGCAAGAGUAAUUAUAACCAAAAAGCGAAGUGAUUGUAACAUGUGCAUAACGUCAAAGAUGAGAAUUGCUAAAAAGCUAUACUAAAGAGCAGACAAAAAUGAUACUCUCCCGCUU
Guyanagaster necrorhizus is the source of this 2948-nucleotide messenger RNA. RefSeq names its product nucleoporin-interacting protein NIC96. Gene Ontology annotation, molecular function: structural constituent of nuclear pore. Gene Ontology annotation, biological process: poly(A)+ mRNA export from nucleus; protein import into nucleus. The transcript has 13 exons. Gene Ontology annotation, cellular component: nuclear pore. The coding region runs from base 103 to 2679 and encodes 858 amino acids. The record is from RefSeq and is a predicted model, not a curated record. NCBI's taxonomy places the organism in Eukaryota, Fungi, Basidiomycota, Agaricomycetes, Agaricales, Physalacriaceae.